CAUAUUUUCUUUAUGUGGUUGCAUAUCUUAUUUUUCCUUACAGACGCCUCCACCUCAAUAAGAAAGCCACAGACAAACAGCCAUAUAGUAAGCUGCCUGCUGUUUCACUUCUAAAGCCAUUAAAGGGUGUGGAUCCUAACCUGAUCAACAACUUAGAAACCUUCUUUGAACUGGAUUAUCCAAAAUAUGAAGUACUGCUCUGUGUACAAGAUCAUGAUGAUCCAGCUAUUGAUGUGUGCAAAAAGCUCCUUGGCAAAUACCCAAACGUUGAUGCUAGGCUGUUCAUAGGUGGCAAGAAGGUUGGCAUCAACCCCAAAAUUAACAACUUAAUGCCUGGCUAUGAAGUUGCAAAAUAUGAUCUCAUAUGGAUUUGUGAUAGUGGAAUCAGAGUAACACCAGACACACUGACAGAUAUGGCCAACCAAAUGACUGAAAAAGUAGGGUUGGUCCAUGGUCUUCCCUACGUUGCAGACAGACAGGGUUUUGCCGCUACCCUUGAACAGGUUUAUUUUGGAACUUCACACCCAAGGUCAUACAUUUCAGCCAACUUAACUGGCUUUAAGUGUGUAACAGGAAUGUCAUGCUUAAUGAGGAAGGAUGUCUUGGACCAAGCCGGAGGACUGAUAGCUUUUGCACAAUACAUUGCUGAAGAUUACUUCAUGGCCAAAGCUAUAGCUGACCGGGGCUGGAAGUUUGCAAUGGCCACACAAGUUGCAAUGCAAAACUCUGGUUCAUAUUCUAUUUCUCAGUUUCAGUCCAGAAUGAUCAGGUGGGCCAAACUGCGAAUUAAUAUGUUGCCUGCCACAAUAAUUUGUGAGCCAAUCUCAGAGUGUUUUGUUGCCAGUCUAGUUAUUGGAUGGGCAGCUCAUCAUGUGUUUAGGUGGGACAUAAUGGUAUUUUUCAUGUGUCACUGCUUGGCAUGGUUUAUAUUUGAUUACAUUCAACUAAAAGGUGUUCAGGGUGGCGCUCUGUGUUUUUCAAAACUUGAUUAUGCAGUAGCUUGGUUCAUCAGAGAAUCCAUGACAAUUUAUAUUUUCCUAUCUGCUUUGUGGGACCCCACUAUUAGCUGGAGGACAGGACGCUACAGAUUACGUUGUGGAGGCACUGCAGAGGAAAUUCUUGAUGUAUAGCCACAGCUUUGUAACUGUAGAUGUCAAAAAGAGAAAGGGGAAUAAAAGUAUUAUAAAUUGUUUAUA
This is a messenger RNA of Pterocles gutturalis (yellow-throated sandgrouse), 1196 nucleotides long. It is a transcript of the gene UGCG, whose product is annotated as UDP-glucose ceramide glucosyltransferase. The annotation marks the transcript as partial. Gene Ontology annotation, biological process: glucosylceramide biosynthetic process. The transcript is spliced from 8 exons. The record is from RefSeq and is a predicted model, not a curated record. Gene Ontology annotation, molecular function: ceramide glucosyltransferase activity. Gene Ontology annotation, cellular component: membrane. Lineage: Eukaryota; Metazoa; Chordata; Aves; Pterocliformes; Pteroclidae.